Messenger RNA from Pseudopodoces humilis (Tibetan ground-tit), 3764 nucleotides. RefSeq names its product fibronectin type III domain containing 7 (gene FNDC7). Lineage: Eukaryota; Metazoa; Chordata; Aves; Passeriformes; Paridae. Gene Ontology annotation, molecular function: protein binding. The record is from RefSeq and is a predicted model, not a curated record.
AAAACUCCCACUGGGGAAGUGCCCGGGGACGAGGGCUCGCCCCCUGAGGAAGGAGCCUCCUGCUGCUCAGGUGAGCCCGGGACGGCGGGAGCCGCUCCCGACCCCCGAGGCGGCCCCUGGCGAGUUGUGAGGAGCAGAGGGGAGCUGGAGACCGCCCGGCCGGGGUGGCUGCCGAAACCUGCCCUAGUCCCGGGUCCCCUCGAGGGAAAACCGGGGGCUCCCUCACGAAAACGGCCCAUAGGCUCCCGCUGGCAUGCAUGUAAUUCACCGACGAAAACACUGACCGGUCGUAGAACGAUAGCGGCUGUUGACGCCUAUAAUCGCCUGUCAGUUUGAAACAUAGAGUCGUGUUCUCAAAGGGGAACCAGCAGCUGGAACAAAUAUGAAGGAAUGAGAGGAAAAUUUCUCUUUCCGCAACUCCAGGAAUGAGGAAGAAUAGUUAGUUCCCAGUCUCUAUGGCGGUGUGCCAUUCAAAGAGGAGUACGAUGAUGGCAUUGUUCCCGACAGAAAAGAAGAUCCUUGUCAGUGGGCAAAAAUGCAAUAGACAAUGAGCCGAAGAACAAAUUCCGUUUAGCUUAAUUAUUUCAUGAGUCUUGUAUAAACCAUACAGAAUCUGCACCCUAUAGCAGAAGGGAGAAGACCCCCCCACCAGCCAUGCGGCCAGAAGCCGAGUGCUGUGGUAACCCCGUGUCACCAGGGUUUGGUGGCCGCUGUCCAGCUGUGGUCCUGCAGGGAGGAGCGACCAGCCCAGCGCGACCUCCUCUCCCCCGGGGGUGCGCCUGCAGUGACAGCACCGCUGGGAAACAGCGCUGGCCAUCGGCCCCAGCUCGCCCCCGUGUGAGGCUGGAACGAAGCUCGGGCAAGAUGUACAGUGCAAAACGUAAAACACUGGCGUUUACUGGAGUGCUUCUCGGCUGCCUGGAAAUGAUAUUUUCAGCAAACACAGCUCCAGAUACACCUGUUAUUGACCAAGCUUAUUCAAAACUUAGCAACAGCAUCACAGUGGAAUGGAGAGCAGUACCUGGGGCUAAUAAUUACAUGCUGACUGCACAAGAUGGAGAUUCCUUUGUUGAAACUAUAGUAAAAAAUUCUCCAGGCACAGUGACGGGACUGAAGCCUGCCACCUUGUACCGAAUCACAGUCAGAUCUAUAAAUUCGGGAGGAAAAAGCCAGCCUUCACCUUUCAGAAAAGUAAAAACAGUCUUGGUUGCUCCAAUUCUGUCUGUUCAUUCUCUGAGUUGUGACUCCAUUGCAGUGAGCUGGAAAGCUGUGCAUAUGGCAGCUGGAUUCUCUGUGUCACUCAUGAGGUCAGAUGGUUUGGGCAGAAAGCUGAAGCAGAACACCACCAAUACUUCCUUGAUAUUUACAAAUCUAGAUCCAGGAACUCUCUAUACUAUCAGGGCUUACGCCUGGAAUGCCAAUGGGAUGCCUGGAGAUGAUUUCACAUAUAACCAAAGUACAAGUCCUAACACACCAGUGGAUGUUAAAGUAGCUUUCAAUAGUGGUGCUUUAAGAGCUGUUGUCUCUUGGAUGCCAUCAGAAGGAGCUCUAACUUACAGCGUCACAGUCUCCAGUGGACUCCUGAAACUGAGGUGUAACACAUCUGCCUCCUGCAUGGUGCCAUCCCUCCAGUGCGGCUCUGAAUAUUAUGUGUCUGUCACAGCAUACAAUGAUGCUGGAUCCAGUGAACCUACUGAUGCAGUGAGCUUAAAGACUAUUCCUUGUGCACCAGUAAACAUAUCAAUUGAGGAGGAUGAACCUGGUCACUUGCUGGUUUCAUGGUUUAGCGUCAGUUUGGGUCAUUAUUAUGUGGUCUUUGUGAAGAGUGAUGAUGGCUUGGAAGUGCACUGCAACACAUCAUAUACUCAAUGCCAUUUCCAGUCAGACUGUGGUUUCACUUAUUUCAUUAGUAUCUUUGCAUAUAACAAGGCUGGGCAGAGUCCUUUAGGUGAUGUAUUCAAUUACACUACUACUCCUUGUUGCCCCAGUGACUUCAGGGCCGUGUUCAUGUCAAGCGACACGGUGCGGGUCACCUGGGCUCCUGUGCGAGGCGCUGACCUGUACGAGACCCGAGCAGCCAGCCGCAGCGGUGUGCUGCUCUGCAGGGACACGGACACGGCCUGCACCCUGUCGGCUCUGCAGUGCAGCACCCCCUACAACAUCACCGUGUUCUCCUUCAGCGAGGCCCGCGGCAGCAACACCUCGUGUGCGCCUCAGUACGUGGCGACAGCUCCCUGCAGUCCUGAAAUAAAAAAUAUUUCAAAGGAGGGUCUAUCUGUAAUCAGUGUGCAGUGGCAACCUAACAAUGAAGAAGCUACAUAUGUUGUCACUGCCAGAGGAGAGGCUGGACUUUGGCAUUGUACAAGCACCAGGAAUUCCUGUACCCUAAUGGAUCUUCCCUGUGGAUCUGCUUUCUCUGUAAGUGCUAUAGCAAGAUCACCAGCAGGACAGAGCUUGCCAAGCUACAGUAUCCCUUUAGAGACAGCUCCUUGUUGCCCUAAUGACCUGAUACUAACUCAAGUGACACAGUCUGUAACCAAUAUCAGCUGGUCUGUUGGGAGGGGUGCACAGACAUAUAUAACAAUACUGGAGUCUCCAAAAGGACUGGCAAAGUGUCACACACUUCAGACCUACUGUCUCCUGGGAUGUAUCACAUGUGACACCAACUAUACAGUGUCUCUGAGAGCCAUUACUGAGACUGGUUUGACAUCCAGCUGCACCUAUCAGGGAUAUUCUUCUAGUGCUUGCUGCCCUUCUGGGGUGAAGCUCUAUAGACUCGGCAACAAUGGCAUCAGGGUGUUCUGGCAAGCUUCUGAUGAAACAAUAAACUACAAUGCAAAUUUACAUGGCUCAAAGGCCAAUUUCAGCUGUACCUCCAGCUCAGGUCUGAGUCACUGUGACAUCACCAAGAUACCUUGUGGGGAUGUCUACACUGUGGUGGUAGCUCCAGUGACUGACAAGGGGCCAAAACUCACAUUUUGUCCCAAGAAAAUAUAUUCAGUCACCUGUUCUGGAAGCUCUGUUGGAAUGGUUAUUUAUAGAGGAAGGAGCAAUGCGAAACACAUGUAGAUGAAAUUCUGGUUCAGAUAAGGAGGUAAGAUUUAAGAAUUGCAAUUCAUAUUAGAAUGCAUGAAUCAAACUUUUCCUGCUGAUUAAAUCUUUGUGAUAAGAGGAAAAUGCCUCACCAGUCCUGUAUAUCAUAAACCUAAGUGGUUUGUUAAAAUCCAUAUUUACAUCUGAAAUCUCUUGUUUAUUUCUGCUUGCACUACUGAUUUGUCCUCUCCCCCAUUUAUAACAACCUUUUUUCACUUCACUAAGCCUUCACUUUACUAUGCUACAGUUCCCCAAAAAAGCCCUUAAAAUCCAAACAGAUAAAAAUAUUCUUCAGCACUCAUUUACUUUCUCCUGGUGUUCUGUACUAUUUUCUGCUCCUGUCUCAGAGGGAUGGCAAGAAAUCACUUUUGACUUUUUCCCCCUAAGGCUGAUCUCAUUUUUGCUGCUGUUCACCUGCUGCUAUCCUGGAUGUUAAGGUUGUUCAUAACACCAUUCUCCCUAAAUGUUAUUUUCAGUCUUUUUAUCCCUGAAGCUGGAAAGACACGUCUGUGCUUAACUGCAACAUUCACAGCUUCUUGAGGACUGGGAGGAUAGCUGAAGACCUAGCCAUAUCUGAGACCUCAUCCAGGCAAGACCUUCUCUCAGUACUGCACAGUGGUUACUUUUUCAGCCGACUUUGAAAGCAAAGUUUAAGGUCAAUGGUUCUACAA